UUUAAAUGGUUUUAAAAAUCUGUUCGUUAUUGUCUCCAUAACUAAAGAUCAAUUCCACAAACACGUAGAACAGGUGUUUUGGGACGUAUUUCAAAAACAAUCAUAGAACAGCGAAUUGGAUCCAAGAAUCAACUUGAUGUUUUAAAAUCAAAUAAGCUAUUGCGAUGUACUACAGGAAUGAAAACACGGAGAAAUAUUGUCGAAAAUUUGGUAGAAAAACCUAUUAUUUUCUGCUGAAUUAAUGUUCCGAGUAUCAUAGAAUAUCAAAGGCUACUGGUUAAAGCCAAGGAUUUUACCAUAAAGGAACAGUAGAACGAGCUUAUCAGACUAGACAAUAGGGUUUUACAAUCAUAUGAUGUUUCUAGGAUUGUCAAUUGUUCUUUUAGUCAUUGCGACAUGUGUAAACUCAGAUGCACAAGUGGGACACACGUCGGGUAUCACCCAUUUGCAUCACGUAAUCAAAAACCAGAACACUAAUCUUCACGUAACACCCACGCCUGCCAAGAAAGGUGAUACCUCUCCAACAAUGAAGAAAUCAGAGAAACCCAAGUCAGAAGACGAUAAUUCACUCCUGGACAAAGAGCCAUCUCUCGAUGACAACGGACCAGAAGCCGCUGGCCGAAUGACUGACUGGAGCCCGUAUGAGGAUACUCCAGAAGACCAAGAACAAAAUACCAACUCGACCGAGAACAACGUCAUCAAGGAAGAUGUGAUUGGUCCAACAAAUGCACCCUCUGAUGACAACGACGCAUAUCCCACAAUGCCACCUGAUGAGGAGCCAAAAGAUAAACACAAAUCGGCUGCCCCAACACCGAUGGCGUCAAAGGAGGGUCCUACCAGGUCCGUGAAAGCUGCCCCAACACCGAUGGCGUUAAAGGAGGGUCCUACCAGGUCCGUGAAAGGGGAUGCUGCGGUUCUACCAGUUCAACCAACAGCUGCCCCAACACCGAUGGCGUUCAAGGAGGGUCCAACCAGGUCAAUGAAUGUGCCCAUCGUACCUCAGGAUGGAAUGACCUUGUCUCCAACACCAGCCCCAGCUGACGUCAAAGGUCCCCCUAGUCCAUCUGCUGGUCCAACAAAACCGCCCAGAUCUGUCAAUCAAUCAGCGGAUGCGACAAGCUCCACCCCCACUAUGCCACAAGCUGUUAUGCCUGUAAGUGAAGAACCGACCCAGGCUCCCGUGGACGGCAAAGAUGGGAUGCCAAAGAUGGGACUGGCACAAAAGCGUAAACUUCUCGAGAAAACAUCGAAGCAAGGAAGAACCCAGCCUGUAGGGCGAGUGUUGGGUAAAGUGUGCAAGGCACGUGUGGAUCUCGCUUUCCUUUUGGAUGGGUCUGAUGGAAUUGGUAAAGAUCACUUCCAGGACGCACUCAGCUUCGUCAAAAAUGUCAUCAACUCAUUUGACGUAACCCCUGGCAACGUCCACGUAGCGAUGGCAGUAUGCUCUGACAAACCACACAUCGUGUUCGAUUUCCGCGCAUUCAACGAUCACGUGUCAAUCUCGCGUGCGCUUGGAUCGGUGAAAUACCCUCAGGGAAAACUAAUGGCAGGAAGGUGUCUUAGGGCUAUCAAGUCUAGCAUCUUCAUCAACAGCGGACGUCACGGCGUACCCAAGAUGCUUUACGUCAUGACUGGCGGCAACUCGCGCGACCGUGUUGCGUUACCAUCGAGGUCCUUGCGUGACGAUGGUGUCCAAGUGUACUCUUUGGGUCUCGGUAACAGCUAUAAGGCGUAUGAGCUGAAGGAGAUGGCAACGUCACCUUUUAAUGAUCACGUGAUGGCCACACGCUUUAAUAUCUUGGGAUUAUUGAGACCGCUAGUCACGGCUCAGCUUUGUCGAGGUUCAGGAGGAAAACUUGUGAAAGACAAGGAAAAAGCGGAGCGAAAAAUCAAGCUGUUUGCGGAUUUUCUGCGUCAGCUCAAGAGCGAGCAUCCUCUGUACCAGGCAGCAACCAAUCACGACAAUUCUCGCGUUAUCGUUCAUCCCGACGACAAGAAGACGGAAAAAAUCAUCCCCAGGGUCACACCCACGAAAAAGGCGGAGAAGCCACGUGAUGUGUCGGUCGGGCUGGUGUCAAACGUCAAUCAGUUCUUCAAAAAUAAAAUAGCACGAAGAAAGCCGAGCGGCAAGACAGACAGCAGGAAAAGAGCCAUGCUCAAAGCGGACAUAAGACGAAAGCUGCAUCUAUUGUUGGAGAAGUUAAACGGAAAGUUCCCGGAUGAAAAUGCAAUCUACCGCUCGAUAGUGUACAAUGUCAAUGGGCAUAUUGGAGAUGCAACAUGCAAAGACAAGCACAAGCUUUGCAGUGACUGGAAGGCUGACGGCCUGUGUUCGUCAUCUGCUAAGGAUGGCACGAUGGACGCCUUCUCUGUACAGGCCGUGUGCCCACGAUCAUGUAAUGUCUGCUAUCCCUAAGCCAGCGGUGGUACAAUACUAUCCAUGCGCAAGAAGAAUCGUCCUAUUGCGCCAUACAUUGGAAGCUUAGCUAAAGAAUCACAAAGAAGCAGUCUGUAAACACGGGAUACAUUGGAAGACAUUAGGCAUCUUGUAAAGUUAAAAAAAAAAUCUAGAAAUCCGAGAAAACUUCGGAAGGGGAGAAGGGGCCAACGGCUAACUCGGAAGAAAAUUGUAAACUAAAAAAAAAAGAUGAUCCAUGUAUUUUUUUUGUAAAUAUUAUGUCAAGGUACAAGAAUAAAAGCUGCGAAUAUCAUA
Molecule: messenger RNA, 2713 nt
Organism: Nematostella vectensis (starlet sea anemone)
Lineage: Eukaryota; Metazoa; Cnidaria; Anthozoa; Actiniaria; Edwardsiidae
Product: collagen alpha-1(XII) chain
Exons: 21
Coding region: 353-2416 (687 amino acids)
Source: RefSeq, a predicted model, not a curated record